CCCGGUGACAUGGCGGUCCAUGCACACCGUUGGAGUAAGCUCGUGCUCCUCUCGGUCGUGCACACGGCGCCGAAAGUCCGAGAGAGAUCGGCCGCCGCGCUGGAGAUCGGAGUUCCCGCCAUGAUGCCACAGCAAGAGGCGGUCGUCGCAGGGCUGAUCCCUGAGUUAAAAUCUACCCUAAUACCAGAGCUGACCAAGUUGUUCAAGCCAAACCAGGAGGAGUUUGUUCUGAAAGUGUGGGGGAGUAUCAUUACACUACUGGGAAAGUCUAUCCACAAGGGUGGCAGUGUUAUCAACGGAUUACUGGGUAUCGUAGAGCAGGGAUUCAAGAGUGCGUACAUCGACACCCGGGUGGCGUCCUACGUCGCCUGGAAGCACCUCAUCAACAACUUUGCAACCAACCCAGACACGAUCUCCAACGCCAAACGUCUGAAGCUCCUGCUGCAGCCCCUACUGAUGAACAGCACCAAACAGGAGUCUGUAGCUGUGGUGCGACUGGACACCUGGUGGCACCUGGCGCAGACACUCGGCACCAAUCUCCCACCCAACUUUGAACAGGUUUGUGGUCCCCUACUACAGUUCACCCUAGGUCUCACACCAGGCCUCCCUACCCCAGCCACACCAGCAGGAGGCAAGAUGCUGCUUGCAACAACUCCUCAGAGGAGAGGAUCCUUCCCUGCACCAAACCCAGCCACGCCGAGGACACCUGGUGUGGGAGGGGGGCAUCCACCCAGCAAGGCCAUCCAACUGAUAGGGGCUGAGAUCCUGCUCCACCUACUGGGCAAAACUGGUACUGCAGCUGCUGCUAAGCUUACUCUGGCCCCCCUGCAUGAAGAGUUGAUUACGUCACCAGCCUUCUUCAUCAAACAUGCGGAAACUUUCAUCCGAGCCACUCAGGAGGCCAUGUGUGCCAUCGGCUCAGACCUGCAGGAAGUGGUAGUGCUGAACAUCUGGAGUUCUCUGACUGGACACAUAAGACAGGCACUGCAGGAAGGGCCCAGAAAAGACUCGCAGAUUUCCGACAUGUUCUCCCAGUAUCUCGCCUGUACACAAGAAGUUGUGGCCUCUAGGAAACUCAGGGCUGGUGUUAUGUUGAAACUCCUAGAAGAGGUCUCUAGCCUCCCCCAGAAGGUGUUGAGUUCCACGUCUUACUGUCACGGAGGCUCCAAGGAUGUCAUGAACGGAACACCUGCUCUAGUUCUGCUACAGUUGUUACUGGAAAGUCCGGACCUGAUUCAGGCCUGUAGCACUGAGGAGAGGUAUUUCACAGUGUUCCAAAGCCUGGUGUCCUGUGGUGCCAGCAGACCGACAUCCUUCCUGGGGUUCUCACAGUCAGUCCUACAGAAUUUAGACAAAACUGCCGGGUAA
This is a messenger RNA of Branchiostoma belcheri (Belcher's lancelet), 1368 nucleotides long. Its product is annotated as telomere-associated protein RIF1-like. Gene Ontology annotation, cellular component: nucleus. Bases 10 to 1368 code for a protein of 452 amino acids. The transcript is spliced from 12 exons. Lineage: Eukaryota; Metazoa; Chordata; Leptocardii; Amphioxiformes; Branchiostomatidae. Gene Ontology annotation, biological process: telomere maintenance. The record is from RefSeq and is a predicted model, not a curated record.